UAGUUACAGGCAAGCGCCGUCGGCCAUGAUGGCAGCAGCAGCAGGACCUAAUACAAGUAAUUUUGCCCAAAGUUCCGCUUUUGCCGACGCAGUACAGCGUGCCAGACAGAUCGCUGCUAAGAUCCAACCGUCCGGUCAAAAGCGUCCCCUCGACGAGGCAGAAGGCGGCAUGGAUCGUUUACCAGGUCCUGAUGCCAAGAGACCCCCUGGUGGUAGCGGAGGUGGCGGCGGAGGCGGUGGGGGAAGUGGUGGUGGUCCCAUUAUAACAGCUUUGUGCAUUUUGACAUUUUUAUGGGAUUUUGUGAACCCAUCCUUGAUUUAUCAUUUUAUGUCCUCUGCAGUUAUUGGACGUGGCGGUGAACAGAUAACACGGUUGCAGCGGGAAUCUGGUGCAAAAAUUCAAAUGGCUCAAGAUAGUGGAGGAUUGCCCGACAGGCUGUGUACUAUUUCAGGACCAAGGGAUGCUAUCAACCGUGCAAAGGAAAUGAUUUUUGAAAUAGUUUCCCGAGGAGAUGGGCCCCCCGAUAGACGAGGUCGAGGAGGAAUGGGUGGUGGCGGUGGUGGUGGGGGCGGCGGUGGCGGUCCUAUGGGACCUCCUGGAAUGGAUAUGGGUGGUAAUGCUUCUACUGUUGAGAUAAGCAUUCCUGGGCCAAAGGUUGGCCUUAUUAUUGGGAAAGGAGGAGAGACCAUCAAACAACUGCAGGAGAAAUCUGGAGCAAAAAUGGUCAUAAUACAAGAUGGGCCACAGCAAGAAAAUGAAAAGCCUUUGCGCAUCACUGGAGAACCUCACAAGGUGGAAAUGGCCAAACAAUUAGUGUAUGAUCUUAUAGCAGAAAAAGAAACUCAAGCUGCUCAGUUUGGUAAUCGUGGCCGUGGUCGUGGUGGCAACUUUGGCGAACGCAGAGGAGAUAGAGACAGAGUAGACAGAGGUGAUAGGGAUCGACGAGACCGUGACAGAGACAGAGAUGAAUUUGGAGGGGAUGAAAGGGACUCUAACGACUUCGACCCUCAACAGGAUCGCUUUGGUGGCGGUCGUGGGGGUGGCCGUGGAGGCUUUAAUAAUGAUUGGGGUCGGGGUGGUCCUGGUGGUCCCCCAGGUGGUCCUAUGGGUCGUGGUGGCUUUGGUGGGCCGGGUGGACCUGGGGGACCGGGUGGGCCUGGUGGUAUGGGAGGCCCAGGAGGACCUGGGGGCCCAAUGGGUCGUGGUGGACCAAUGGGAGGACCAAUGGGUGGUGGCGGCGGUGGAGGCGGCGGUGGUGGUGGUGGCGGCGGCGGUGGUCGUGGGGGACCAAAUGAUAAAGUAGAGGCCUUCUUUAAUGUUCCCGCCAACAAAUGUGGUCUUGUUAUUGGUAAAGGAGGAGAAACCAUCAGAACAAUCAACCAACAGACUGGUGCUCACUGUGAACUGGAUCGGAGACCCCCAAGUAAUCCUAGUGAAAAAACAUUCAUUAUCCGUGGUACGCCUGAACAGAUAGAAAAUGCUAAAAAGAUGAUUGCAGAGAAAGCUGGCAUGGGUGGUGGUGGUCCAGGACAAAAUGGUACCAGUAAUCUUGCACCGCAGGGAUGGGGUAAUGCGUACCAACAGUGGAAUCAAGGACAUCCAAACGAUCCAACAAAACAAGCUGCUGAUGCUAAUGCUGCAGCUUGGGCAGCGUACUAUUCUCAGUACUACGGUGGACAGCAGAACCAAAAUACCCAGAAUAGUGGCCCACCGUCCAGCCAGCCGCAGCCUAAUGCCAGCCAGCCUCCCUCAGGACCUCAAGCUGGUGGUCAGCCGGACUAUUCAGCACAGUGGGCAGACUACUAUCGAAGUAUGGGGAUGCACAGAGAGGCCGAGGCUAUUGAACAACAAGCUAAAGGAAUGAAAGUGGCUGGACCAGGCCCAAAUGCAGCACCACAACAGGGUGGAGGUGUGCAGGCAGCAACCCCAGGAGGUGGCGUUGGAGGUGGCACUGGUGCUCAAGAUUAUUCUCAACAGUGGAUUGAGUACUACCGGUCACAAGGAAUGCAUACAGAAGCUGACAAGAUUGAAGCCCAAAUCAAAGCUUCCAAGGGAGCAGUGGGUGGGGCACCGGCAGUCCCCAGUGUCCCACAUCAACUUGGAGGAGCCCCAGGAGCAGCAGUUGCGGCAGCAGCAGCAGCGGCCGCCACAGCAACUUCAGCAACAGUAGCAGUACCAGUCAACGGUCAAGCACCCGGCCAGCAGUCUGGUGGCGGGAUGAAUGACUUCUCUCAGCAAUGGAUUGAGUACUACCGGUCACAGGGUAUGCACACUGAGGCGGAUAAAAUUGAGCAGCAAUUAAAAGCUGCCAAGGGAGGAGCAGGAGGUCCACCUGGUGGAGGUCCGGGGGCGCCCAUGUAUAAUCCAACAUUCAAUCAGGGAUAUUAAGACAUAUGGAUUUGUCAUAACAGUGGACACUUCUCUUCUAGAUGACAGACCCAUUUGUUGUUGCCUUGAAGACUUCAGUGUUGGGUUGUUGGCCUCAAAAAAUGUAUCAUGUUGCGAUAUCUUAUUCGUGAUGUCAUGAUGUUCCCCGAUGAUAUGAGAUGCUAUUCAUAAGGAUGGUAUGAAGCUGCUGCAUACUUCAAGAUGUACAAUGAUUUUGUGUCACUUAUAACUACUAUUAUUAUAAUUGUAAGAGGGUUCUUGUUAACUAAGCUGCUUUUUUUUUUUUUUUUUUUAUCAGAUCCUGUAAAUAUGUCACAUAGUUUACUCUUUCUAUAAUUAUGCCUAAUGUGAGAAAUAUACCUUGUACAAGAUAAUUGUAGGUUUUAUUGCUGUGCUAGGGGAAGAAAAAUCUCAUUGUUCGAUGGGGUAGCUGGGGUGGGCUUCGCUGACCUCUCAGAAAUGUGCAUUCUUACUCUUUUAAGCCAUAUACCAUGUGCCUAUUCUGCAUAUUAUUCUACGUACGAUCCCAGUAUUGAAAUUGAUCCCUUAUUCUGUUUUUAUCUCGAUGCACUUAAAAUUUUUCAUGUAAUAUCCUAACCUCCUUUUACAGGUUAAUAUCUCCGUGAUAUGCCGUUCCUUUUCUUUCUUUUUUUCAUUGUACGUAUGUAUAUAUACGUAUAUAUAUAAACAUAUAUACACAAGAAAUCAUAUUAUUUAUACCGUAAUGCCAUUUCGGGAUAUUUGUGAAUGACAUGUGUUAUGUUAUGGCCAAUAUCAUUACAGGCUAUUCAGGGAAAUGAGUUAAGGAGGAAGAAGAAACACAAUCACCACGCGACAAACAGGUAAAUGUAGUAAAUGAUACUCUAGAUUAUUAUUAUUAUGCCCAUUUACAUCCUCGUGGAUGCUAUUGAUACCGUAGUUUUAUUGCUCUGCCACAUUGGCCCUUGCUCAUAGCUGGGGCACAUUUAUCAGCUAUUUUAUAUUUUAUAAUUGCCAUUGAUGUGUUAUUUUAUAUCCAUAUUUAUAUUUUUUCAUUGAUAACAUUGAAGGACUGGUGCUCCUCCCUUGGUGUGUUUUGCAAUAUGGCAUUGAAUAUUACCUUAUGGUUUCCAUUAUGAACCGAACCCAUCUAUAUUAUUAUUGAUGCCCGUAUUAUUCUUAUUGACACCUGCAUUAUGAAUGAUAAUUACCUACAUUCUGAUUGUCAGUGGUGGUGAGAGGUUCAGCUCAUUCCAAGCACAUGGGUGGGGAAUUGGGUGGGUAGGUCUUCAGCACUUGCGUAGGCCGGUCAGCAAAAGUGUGUUAUUUUUUGUUGAGAAAGUUGUCUAAUUGCGUAGGUUAGAAUUCCCUCUUGAUGGAAAGCACGUCUUAGAAAUUAUAUUUUUCUCGGUGGGGUUUGUCAGAUAAAUCCUCCCUAGCCUUUUUUAUUUUUCAAUUCGUCAUGACAUGAAGGUUUUUCCACGUGAAUUUUUGGAGUUUCACAGACUUGCUCAAUUGCUGCCACUGGCCGGUGUAUCAUUGAGACGACCAAUAAAAACCUUCCUAACUCCA
Procambarus clarkii (red swamp crayfish) is the source of this 3940-nucleotide messenger RNA. Lineage: Eukaryota; Metazoa; Arthropoda; Malacostraca; Decapoda; Cambaridae. The record is from RefSeq and is a predicted model, not a curated record.